Messenger RNA from Girardinichthys multiradiatus, 2881 nucleotides. Its product is annotated as ras and Rab interactor 3-like. The record is from RefSeq and is a predicted model, not a curated record. Bases 382 to 1917 code for a protein of 511 amino acids. The transcript has 7 exons. NCBI's taxonomy places the organism in Eukaryota, Metazoa, Chordata, Actinopteri, Cyprinodontiformes, Goodeidae.
AGGUUGACGGAUACCCCGGCCGAACGUUAGCAAUUCAUUUGUUAACCUAGCGCGACUUUCCGGAACCAUCAUGUAGUGGCACAGUUAUAACAUACUGUUUACUUUUAACGUCGUAACAAGGGCAACGGUACAAAAAAGGCCAGACUCUUUUUUACAAAGACGUGUAGCAUACGGACAGAUUUAUUUUCAGGUGAGAUCAGGUGAGCAGGAAGGAGGAGCCACGCACACAUUUGUGGAUCUGUAGACGCACGUCAUGACAAGCCGGAGGAAAAGAGAAGUGAACUCUUCUUGAUUGUAAACUUGGAGAAGGAAGAACAUGGAGCACGCCUCCAUAAAUUGGAAUCCGAAGAGAUAAAAACAAAUUAGGAACUGAGCGGAAAGAUGGCACAGCAGGAGGAGCCUCUGUAUGACUUUCCAGAGCCCACCCAGCCAUCAAAGCGCAAGCUUCUUAGGCCUCAAAGAGGAAGAGGCUCCCUGAGAAGCAUCAGCGUGCUGGACCGUCUCCUGCUUACAGUUCCUGUCUGGCUGCAGCUGUCUAUCAACCCAGCAAAUGCACUGCACAUUCUGCAAAGAGAACCUCCUGGGACAUUCCUGGUGAGGAAGUCCCACACAUCCCAAAGGAACGUGCUUUGUGUUCGACUGGCAGAUGACAGUGUGCCAUCCUUUGUGCAGGAGUUUAGCAUCAGGGAGGAACAGUCUACUCUGUCCCUGGAGAAUUCGGCCAUCAGCUUUCCAGAUCUCCCAAGACUAAUUUCCUUCUAUUGUGUCAGCAGAGACGUGUUACCGUUCCCGCUGGAGCUUCCUGAAGCCAUUGCAAAGGCAGCAUCACACAAAGAGCUCGAGUCCAUCUCCCACAUGGGAAUUGAAUUCUGGCGUUCCCAUCUGAAUGUCCGUGGACCACGAGAGGCUCCUAAGCCCAGAAAAGAGAAGAAGCCAGAUGGUGCAACAUCAGCCACACCUGCUAUUCUACAGACUAACUCUGCAGCUCAGCCAGAUUCUGGUCUCCUACCAGAUUCAGAGAACCAGCUCAAUGCAGCCGUAUCCCACUCAAACGGCACUAAAUCUGAUUCAAAUCCAACUCUGUUCCAGGAGUUCUGUCCCAUCACAACACGCACCCCGAGAGAACUGGACUGCGGUUCCGGCCAGGGCGCCCUCUGCUUCAUUAACCCUCUUUUCUUGCAGUCGCAGAAUGCUUUCUCCAGAAGGCGCAUGUUCAAACGCAGCCUAAAGGUUCGAGUUUCCACAGAGACAUCGACCUCUCUCUCGCCUCCGCUCGCCCCGCCGCCUCCUCCGCCCCUCAUGCCUAAAAUCAAAGGGAGAAGUAAAGGUCUAAAAGGAGGAGGAGGAGGAGGUCCGCUUCGUGUUGCUCAGGCUGACCAACCUUCCACUGAGCUAGGAGAGCAGCCUCCAUCAGAUCUUUAUUUCUGGUCAGAGAUGUGUGAAACUGGCCACACUAAAGCUGACAUCAAACAGGAAGUGGCUUCAGCUGAGCUACCAGCCAUAAUGGAGCAUCUUCUAGAUGAUUACAUGCAGCCUUGUCCUGUGGUCAGUGCCCACUCUCCCUCACCCUCUCCUUACCAGUCGCCAUCCAUUUCUCCAAGAGCACCACCUCUUUUCCCCAAAACUUGUCCUUCCCUCACUCCUCGUGACUCUCCCAGUGCUUCUCCAUCCAUCUCACCUUAUCAGUCCCCAUCUUUAUCCCCCACAGUGCCUCAGUCUCUCUCUCCAUACGACUCACCCAACAUUUCUCCCUCUCUCUCUCCUGCAACUUCUCUGAAUUCCUCUCCACUGAGAGAACAAGUCUGCUGUGCAGAUGCUGCUUCUUCAGGGCCAGAUGAGCAGAGAUCAGGGUGGGAGGCUGAGGAGGAAGCAGCACACACAGAUAAGAGCAAAGAGGAUGACAAAGGAUUUGGAUGAAAAGGUGGGGAAAGGGUAAACCGAUGUGGAUGUAAAGAGGAGCUCUGAAGUGGAGAGUAAUCUUAAAGAAAGAACAGAGACUCCACCUUUGUCAUCCCAUAAACAGGACAUGGUUAAACAAUGCGAAGAGCAAACGCCUUAAGACUGUUUAUGAAUUUCUAGGUAGUCAAAGAUUAAAUUUUUAAAUCGAGCAGUGAUACCUGACAGAAAUUAUGUGAGAUUUUUCUUAUAAUUUAAAUUUAAGACUCUUAAAAGUGUUUUAUUUGCUCUUCAUUUAGAAUUAGGGAGCAGGUCUUUUUCAAAUUUAACCCACCAAAAAAUAGCAACAAUUGUUGAAACGUUUAGCAAUCCAGCUUUUUAGAUAAAAAUAACAUCCUCAAUCUAUGAAGAGAUUUUUGUACUUGCAAAUUGUGAAUAAUGAAACCUUAGUGAAUGAGUUUGCUUAUUUUUAUUUUACAAGAAUAAAAUAUUCAGUAGAGCGUGAUCUAAGCUAUUCAAAGUGAAUAAAGAUUUUUUUUGUAAAACUUAAAUGAAAUCUUAGAUCCUUUCACACAUUGUGGCCACUAGCUAUUCAUAAGCCGUGGUCCAGACUCUGGUGUUUCACUCUAUACAGCACCACCAACCAGGCAACUAGAAGUCCACUAAAAGGUUCUUCAGACUCACAUGUCCAACACUGCCAACAUUUCCAAAAACAUCAGGAUUAUCUUUCUAUAGUAAGGCAGGAAAAAUGUAAAGUUUAAUUAAUAACUUAAGGGCUAAUAUACUUGUUCAAAAGACUGAAUUCUACACAUUAAGGCCGUCAUCUAAGCAUUAUAACGGACAUCAUGCAUCACUGGCUAUAUUUUACCUUAUAAUUUGACCACUACUGUGACUGUACUGCUCUGACAGAUAAAAAAUAAUUGUAAAACUUUAGAAUUGAUUUAAUGAAAUUAAUAACUGCAUUAAAAGAGGACAUUAUUUAUCA